AUGACUCAGGCCGUCCAAAUGCAACACGCAUCUGAUAACAUCAACUCCAUGUUCUCUAACUCUGGGAGGGUGGACAACAUGGCCAGCGAGACCCAUAUCGAACCUUACCAGUCGCUAGAUCCCUCUCGUGCUUCACUGGAGGACUACAACCGGUCCAUGCUACAAUACACCCAACGCCAGAUGUCUUCCUUCGUUGACACUGAUGGUUCUCGUCGCGGGAGUGAAAGCAGCGGACAGAGUCGCUUGAGCAUGACCUCCAGCGGUGGUGUCUCCCGACAGGCCAAUGGAUCUUCGACAUCUGUCAAUGCUGGCGAGACCAAGAUGAGUGGUCGGGACAUAACUGCAGCCAAUUCUGGAUAUUAG
Messenger RNA from Penicillium coprophilum, 363 nucleotides. RefSeq lists its product as uncharacterized. The transcript has a single exon. The coding region runs from base 1 to 363 and encodes 120 amino acids. The record is from RefSeq and is a predicted model, not a curated record. NCBI's taxonomy places the organism in Eukaryota, Fungi, Ascomycota, Eurotiomycetes, Eurotiales, Aspergillaceae.